AUGGAACCAUUCUCAUCUUCUUGUGGUGAUUUGUACAUAUUGCUUGUUAUGGAUUAUAUAUCCAAGUGGGUGGAGGCAAUUGCAACAUCAAAGAAUGAUCCCAAAAUCGUGCUUAAGUUUUUACACAAGAAUAUAUUUACGUGGUUUAGAGUGCCUGGAGACAUCAUUAACGAUGAUGGAAUCCACUUUGAUAACAAGUUGAUUAACAAGGCAUUGAGGAGAUAUGGAUUUCGUCACAAGAUUGCCAUGACAUACAUUCCACAUACGAAUAGCCAAGCUGAAAUAUCUAACCGCGAGAUAAAGCUAAUCUUAGAAAAAAUGGUGAAUCCGAGGCGAAAGGAUUGGUCACCAAAGUUAGAUGAGGCACUCUGGGCAUAUAGAUCAACUUUUAAGACUCCUCUAGGCAAUCACCCUUCAAGCAUCACAAGAGCACAACUGCCUAUUCUGUUGGGAUUGGUUAACCUCAAAUCCAAGGCAGCCAAUACUGAGGAGUCCGAGGAAGAUAAACCUUGUGAUGUCGAGGCAAGACUAAUUGCCCUCGACGAAUCUAUCCAACAAAUAAUGACUCACUUGAAUGCUCUCAUGGGUGAUAUAAAGAAUUUCUUUGGCUACGCCAAGCAUAGGGAUAUUGUUGUGGAGUCAAUCUUUCAAGAUAUGAUCAUUUAUAUGGAACAGAAUUUCUUGGGUUUCCCGGAUGAAAUUCUACCGACAUUUGACAAUAUCGAGGAAACUUCUGAGCCUGAUGACGCCAAUCCUGCUGAUAAUGAGCAUGUGCCAUACCUCACAGCCCAUCCCCCAUCUCAUAUUGUUCCUGAUGAGCCGUCCCAUGCAACCCAAUCCAGAUGA
Molecule: messenger RNA, 846 nt
Organism: Hibiscus syriacus
Lineage: Eukaryota; Viridiplantae; Streptophyta; Magnoliopsida; Malvales; Malvaceae
Exons: 2
Coding region: 1-846 (281 amino acids)
Biological process (GO): DNA integration
Molecular function (GO): nucleic acid binding
Source: RefSeq, a predicted model, not a curated record